Molecule: messenger RNA, 3187 nt
Organism: Dinoponera quadriceps
Lineage: Eukaryota; Metazoa; Arthropoda; Insecta; Hymenoptera; Formicidae
Product: arylsulfatase B-like
Exons: 8
Coding region: 464-2230 (588 amino acids)
Source: RefSeq, a predicted model, not a curated record
AAAAAAUCGCGAAACUGUCUGUAGCGGAAGGACACGGAGGUGGUGCACGUGCUUUCGCAGCUCUCUUACGUUACCUUCCUAAAUUCUCUACACGGCCGCGGUCGGAAUUGGAUAAAUAGGGAAGAUGGGAUGUAAGAUGAGAAGCAACCCAGUUUAAAAUACGUUACCAUCUUCAUUGUCGCGGUCAUUAGUACACCUCCCCUUCCCUACCCUUUCCCUACGCGGUGGCCUAUUUACAAGUACGUGGGUGGCUUAUAUAAACGUGUUUAUACCAUCUCCUCGCUCUUCCGUAUCCCGUUCGAGGCUGUUCGAUGCACACCGUGCACGCAUAAUGCGCGUUUCGUCCUCCGUUCGCGCGCAUUUUGUCGUCGAGUGACGUGAGGAAGAGAGAGAGAGAGAGAAAGGAUAAAGUGCAGGAAGCUAAAUUUGCGUAUAUUCCUCCGUGUUGAAUCGAAAAUCAACGAUGCCACGUUCGACGAUCGUGCGGUGUAACGUGCUCGUUCUUCUAUAUUGUACUCUGCUGUUCGGAGAUGCAUCGGGCUUGUUCAGCACGGCGCCGCACAUAAUCGUCUUCAUGGUCGAUGACUUGGGAUGGAACGACGUCGGUUUCCACGGCUCGAAUCAGAUCCCGACUCCGAAUAUAGACGCCUUGGGCUAUAACGGAAUUAUACUCAAUAGGCAUUACGUUUUGCCAUCUAGCACACCUUCUAGGACCGCCUUCUUCACCGGGCAGUACCCGAUACGUUUGGGUAUGCAGGGAGAAAGUAUACGGGGUGGUGAGCCCAGAGGACUACCUCUCAAUAUAAAGAUCUUGCCGGAGUACCUGCGAGGCUUAGGAUACACGACGAAACUGAUCGGGAAAUGGCACUUGGGGUACUACACGCCUCAGCACAUCCCCAUACAUCGAGGUUUCGACGCGUUCUUCGGCUUCUACAAUAGUCACGUUUCGUACUUUGACUAUAAAUAUUCAUAUCAGAAUAUGAGCGGAUACGAUAUGCACCGUGGAGACAACCCGGCUUAUGGUUUGAACGAUAGAUACGCGACGGAUCUGUUCACCGACGAAGCGAUGAAGAUCAUUCAGCAUCACGAGCCGCCCUGGCCUCUUUAUCUCCAAAUUUCACAUCUCGCCGUUCACGCGCCCAUCGAGAGCCCGGAAGAUUACCAUCAUAGCGACGACCAACGCUUCAAGCACAUCCGAGAAGUGAAUCGUCGCAAGUAUGCCAGGAUGCUGUCGCGAUUAGACGAGUCCGUUGGACGUAUCGUUCACACCUUGGGCAAUCGGGGGAUGCUGAAGGACUCGUUGAUCCUUUUCCUCACCGAUAACGGUGCGGCGCCUAUCGGCAAGUUUCGCAAUUGGGGCUCCAAUUAUCCCUUGCGAGGCAUGAAAUAUACGCUGUAUGAGGGAGGCGUGAGAGGAGUCGCCGUACUUUGGUCGCCAAGAUUGCGCAAGGCGGCGCGUGUGAGCAACGAGCUGGUGCACAUAACCGACUGGCUACCGACCUUCUAUUCGGCUGCUGGCGGUGACCUGAAAGAUCUGGGAGAGAUCGACGGGGUCGACCAGUGGCGAAUGUUGAGCGAAGGCCAUCCAGAAGUCAGGCAGACGCUCUUACUGAACAUCGACGAGGUCUCCAAGACCGAAGGCGCCAUAUACAAAUCGUUCAAGCUUCUUCGGGGUUCGUUCGAAGGCGGACAUUACGACGGACAUUAUGGCGAUUCCGGGAGAUUCGUGCCCAUUGAGAUUAAGAAGAGCAACGAAGAGGUCGAAGUGCUAUCGUACACCGACACCGUGCUGAAGAGUCUGGUGUCGCAGAGUAUCACUUAUCACCUGGGUGGGCCUGUCACUCAACCCAGCACGAUGAAUCAAUUGCGACUGGAGGCCACGAUCUAUUGCCGGCGCAAUAUCAGCUACUACAACAGCUUUAUCACUUGCAACGUCACCGACUGUCUCUUCGACAUUAACAAUGACCCUUGCGAGACAAAGAACAUCGCUCAUCAAUAUGUCAGGAUCGUCCGGGAAUUGGACCUGUUCCUGGUGCAGUACGCGCAGAAUGUCACCAGGCAGGCAACGGUGCAUCUGGACUGGCCGGCCGAUCCGAGGAGGACGAACAACACGUGGGAGCCGUGGAUGAUUCCCGGUGAAUUCUACGCGUACAACACGGCGGCUCACUUGAUCCAUCUAGCAUAUUGCGUCCACAUCGGAAUCAUUCUCGUGACAGUCGCUUUUAUUUGAACAAUUGCUCGUGGAACGCUUUUAUUUGAGCAAUUGCACGUUUAUUCGAGCAUUGUGCGAAUACACGAGGAAACUCGGUCGAAGGUAAUUCGCCGAGUAGUUAUCGCGCGAUUAUCUGAAAUUUCAAACAGUAACCAUCGAUGAUCGAUCUUUAACAGCGUUCAUUAUCAGCGUUAAACACAUAGGAUGGGCCAGAGCGACUAUCUACUAUGAUUUUCUCGAGAACGGCGGCCGUUUUAUUCUCAAAAAGUCACGCAUCUACCUAUGGAUCGAAGAGAGAACUAUGUAUAUCUGAUAAAUUGCGUGAAAUUGAUCUUUAGGCAAAUAAUUACAAAACACAAUGCGGCUAUAUGUUAAACUGUCUUGAUAUUCUGAGAGAGAUCAUUUUGCUCGUCAUUAUGCGAUAUCACGGUAGAAUUAUAGUCGAGUUUUUAUUCGUUUGUCAUUCAUUCUCUAUUUAUCUGGAAACUAUAUUUACAUUACGAAAGACAAUUGCCGUGCGUAUAUGUGAUAAAAUGAAAUAAAAUAAUAUUUUUCACGCGUUUUUUUUCUGCGAAUUCUCGCGAAAAUAUGUUGCACCAGAAAAGUCGAGCUUCCGGAGCUAUCUGAUUACAAUUGGCGAAUUGACUUUCUCUCGUGUCCCUAAUUUCUAAUACGACAAGAAUCGACAGCCGUAAAAUCACGCUGCUAACAAGAUAUGUAAAUAAAACCUGCAUUCAAGUUCGUUUUGCCUUACUUGUUACUUGCGCACGUUAUAAAGUUGAUUACGUAAACGCGAUGAGAGAAGAACUGAUCCUUCGCCGAAUUACCUCUUCGUGUCGGAAUGCUAUUGAAUUUUCCUGGUGUUUCUCACGUGCUUACGAAAUUUGGAUCUUACUCUGGCUUUCAUCGGAUUAAUUAGUUGUCAACGAAACUAAGCCACGUCAUGUGAAAAAUACAUACAUUAUUACGCUUUUA